Messenger RNA from Exserohilum turcica Et28A, 459 nucleotides. RefSeq lists its product as uncharacterized. The coding region runs from base 1 to 459 and encodes 152 amino acids. Lineage: Eukaryota; Fungi; Ascomycota; Dothideomycetes; Pleosporales; Pleosporaceae. The transcript is spliced from 2 exons. The record is from RefSeq and is a predicted model, not a curated record.
AUGGGCGAUAACGGAAACAUCACUGCACCAACCCGCCGCCAGCUCGUCGUGUUGGAAUGGAUGAUCAACGACACCAGGGGUGGAUUUCAAGAGGAUAUACUCAGCUCUCAGGGAGGAUCCCCGCAGGUCGUCAGCAUUUCCAGAGAGGAUAUGCGAAGAAAUCCAGAACUGGAAGAUGCAAUUGGCAGCGAGGAACUCACGCAUGCGACCAUCGAUCGUCAGGGCUGUUUUAAAGAACCAAAAGAUGACACAGGCGUGCCGUAUGUCAAUCUCCAAGCGCAGCUCGGUAACGCCCAAAACCGGCACACCUAUGCGCAUGUAAAUGUGGUAGCAGAUAGGCGCGUUGGAAGAGGAUUGAUCAAAGAAGCAUUUAAUCAGUCGCUUGACGCAACCCAAACUCGUUGGGUUGUGGAAACAAGCCCAGGGAAAUUUGCGAUAAAAGUCGAUGUAAGGUCUUAA